CCUUCCCCCCCCCCCUCUCCCUCACACUUCCAAUCUGACCGCACAUAACUUGUCCAUUGGUUAUGACUAUCGGUCUCGGUCAUCGGUCUAACAACAGCGUCACAUUUUCCAUCGAAGGUCAGCCUGCAGCAAUGUCCCACCUUAUGCCCGAAUCGCUGCCGCAUUCAGCCCGACCAACUCCUCUCCCCAUAACUGCUGCUGCUGCUGCUGCUGCUGCCCACGACGAUCACGAGAGCUCAGACGCCUCCACCAUCCCUUCUCCCUCGACCACUGUAAGCUCAAGGAGCUUUUCCACCAAGGCUACCACCACCAACGAUUCGCAGAGGAAGGCCAUGACUCGAAAAGCUUCCUCCCCUAUGGCCCCUGCCUUCAUGGUGUCUGCACCGGGCAAGGUCAUCGUGUACGGAGAGCAUGCCGUCGUCCAUGGGAAAGCUGCAAUGGCCGCCGCGAUUUCGCUCCGUUCAUACCUUCUGGUUACCACCCUCACCAAAUCACAGCGAACAAUCACCUUGAACUUCCGGGACACGGGCCUGAAUCAUACGUGGAAUAUCGACGAAUUGCCCUGGGAUCUGUUCCAGCACCCCUCGAAGAAGAAGUACUACUAUGAUCUAGUGACCUCCUUGGAUGACGAACUCUAUGAUGCCAUUAAACCCCACGUGGAGGACCUCUCUCCUGAUACACCGGAGGAAAUGCGCAAGAUUCACAAGCGGUCGGCCAGCGCUUUCCUUUACCUCUUCCUCUCUCUGGGCUCCCCGCAGAGCCCCGGAGCUAUUUACACCCUCCGGUCGACUAUCCCAAUUGGUGCGGGUCUCGGGAGCAGUGCCAGUGUUUGCGUGUGUAUGAGUGCUGCUUUGCUCCUCCAGAUCCGCACCCUCGCCGGCCCUCACCCCGACCAACCUGCCAACGAAGCCGAACUCCAAAUUGAGCGCAUUAACCGCUGGGCCUUUGUGGGAGAGAUGUGUAUUCAUGGAAACCCAAGCGGGGUAGAUAACACGGUAGCCGCAGGCGGCAAGGCCGUGAUUUUCCGACGAGAUGACUAUUCCAAGCCUCCCACGGUGGUCUCCCUCCCCACUUUCCCCGAAUUACCCCUGCUCCUGGUCGACACCCGUCAAGCACGCUCCACCGCGGUCGAGGUGGCCAAGGUGGGCAACUUGAAGGAUGAAUAUCCUCUGGUCACUGAAUCCAUUCUUGACGCGAUUGACAAGGUGACUCUAUCCGCAGAAGAGAUCAUCCGGGCUACAAGCUCCGAGGGCGUGUCCGAGAGUACUCUCAAGCAACUUGGCACACUGAUCUGCAUCAACCACGGCUUUCUCGUCUCGCUGGGUGUGUCGCAUCCUCGACUGGAGCGAAUUCGCGAGCUCGUGGACUAUGCCGAUAUUGGUUGGACAAAGCUGACUGGUGCCGGCGGGGGUGGUUGUGCCAUCACCUUACUCCGUCCCGACCUCAAAGAGGAGUCCCUUCGCGCACUCCAGACGCAGCUCCGGGACGAAAACUUUGGAAUUUACGAAACCACCCUUGGCGGCGACGGAAUUGGCGUGCUUUGGCCUGCUGUGCUGCGCAAUGGAAGUGACGAAGAGGGCGGCGAGGAAAUUGACCAGCAAAAGUUUGAAAACGCUGUUGGUACGGCCGGCAUUGAGCGUCUGGUCGGCGUGGGUGUGCAAGAGAAGCGAGAGGGAUGGAAGUUCUGGAAGCGAGCUGCAUCCUGAACUAGAGGUCCUCGACGUUUGCGCCGCUGUCUAGCGCCGUGUUCACUACUACUACUACUACUACUACUACUACUACUACUACUAUUUUCGACAUUUCUUGCUGUCUCAAAUCAGCAACUUCGCCCUUCCUUCCUUCUGACCUGUUUGAUGACCUGGAUCUCUCUACUGAAAAAAAGGGUGCAGUUUUGACCUUAUGGCAUUUAAUCAGCAUCUCAGCUUUGUUUCCUUUAUUUUUUUAUUUUUUUUUUUCUGUAUAAUAAUUUUUAUAGCCUAAUGAACGAUGGCAACGUGAAUGCAUGGGAGGUCUUUCGGUUACUCUUCAAUCAUAUCACUUUCUCUUCUACCGCCCAAAAAAGGGUCGUUAAGAAUCGUCUUGUUUUACGAUGGGCGAUGUUACAGGACGGAACAUAAUUCAUGCAUGAACCGAAUCAACCCACCGGUGCGUGGUAACUAUUGCCUAUUUUCAGCCUAAUUUUCCUACCC
Messenger RNA from Aspergillus ochraceoroseus IBT 24754, 2189 nucleotides. It is a transcript of the gene erg12, whose product is annotated as mevalonate kinase. Bases 132 to 1706 code for a protein of 524 amino acids. Gene Ontology annotation, cellular component: cytoplasm. Gene Ontology annotation, molecular function: mevalonate kinase activity; ATP binding. Gene Ontology annotation, biological process: ergosterol biosynthetic process; isoprenoid biosynthetic process. NCBI's taxonomy places the organism in Eukaryota, Fungi, Ascomycota, Eurotiomycetes, Eurotiales, Aspergillaceae. The record is from RefSeq and is a predicted model, not a curated record. The transcript has a single exon.